Molecule: messenger RNA, 1032 nt
Organism: Tuber melanosporum (Perigord truffle)
Lineage: Eukaryota; Fungi; Ascomycota; Pezizomycetes; Pezizales; Tuberaceae
Exons: 2
Coding region: 76-738 (220 amino acids)
Molecular function (GO): protein binding
Source: RefSeq, a predicted model, not a curated record
CCCCCCCCCCGCAGCCUUCAAGACACACUUCAAAGCACACUCAACUACCGGCCAGGCCUUUUGCUUAAUUUCGCCAUGUCAAUGAGUCCCAUGGUUAAUCUCUCAUCAAAGUACAAAGAAUUCAUGUUUGAUGGGACCGUCACAUUGUUCGUCGGGCGAGAUCGCAAAAAAAUGGAGAUGCAUAAAAAACUCCUUGCAAGCAUAUCCCCAGAGCUUGACAAGCACGUCAACAACAACAUGAAAGAGGGCAUCGAGGGCACCAUACAUUUCCCGGAAGAGGGGGAAGGUAUGGUCACACUUUUUACCGAAUGGGCGUACACUGGAGAAUAUGCCAUCGUGGACAAUACACCGCCUCCCCAUGCGGGGAUCCAGACACAAGUAAAAGUGAAUCUAUGGCCUAAACUUCGCAUGCACCUUGAACUCUACGUCUUCUCAGACAAAUUUAACAUACCCACCUUAAGACUACUCGCAAAGUCAAAAUUCUCCCUAGCAAUCAACACGGUCGACGUAACAGACCAGGUUGAUGCGACCAGCCUGAUUUCGAUGAUAGAGUAUGUCUAUGACAACCUCCCAGACUCAGACCCGAUUCCAAAAUUCCUCGCCCGAUUUGCUUCUUGGAAAUGGGUGUUUCUACGUGGGAGAGAUGAAUUUAUUCGACUUAUGUCGACUCAGCCGGAGUUCAUGAAGGAAUUGAUUGUGAAUUUGGCAGGCUUAGGAUCCAGGCCAUCCCUUUCUUGACGACAAGGGUCUGAGUAUUGUGACUGCGAGUUAUUGAUCUCCAUUUCUUUGAUAAUAAAGACACCUUGUACUCUCUCUUGCGGUGAAGGGUGGCGGGGUAUACCCUCUUGCUCCCAGGAGGCUGGGCUAAAUUGAGAGGAUUUGUCGUGACGGUUAUUUCUCUUUUUUUUUCUUUGGUGUCUACUAGUGGUGUUUUCCUUUUCUGCCUGCUUUUUUUAUUUUGGGGGGAUGUGCGGCUGGUUCCACACCAGGGGGGGGGGCUGUAGGAUUGGAAGACACUGGACAAGGUUGGGA